AUGCAUAGGUUUCGUAUGCCAUCUGAUUACGAAGUCAUGAUUUCUUGUACAGAACUCGAUAUCGCCAAUUCAAGUCCUAGAAACCGGGGUCUACAAGUGAGCAAAUCCAAAUUAAGAGAUAUGGUCCGAAGCGCCAAAGAACAAAAACUCCAGCUUGCGAAAGACAAAAUGGCGAUAAUCAAAUUGUCAAAGGAGCUUAAAAACCAAGAAAAAUCACUGAAUAGUGAAGAGGAAAUUCUUAAAAAAGAAAAAAUUGCUCUUCAACAACAGCGUAUGGAGCUGGAUGACUUGAAGGCGAAAUUAAGCCAUGAUCAAGCUAAGUUAAAUCAACUUAGAGAAAAGUUGGGAGUUGAAAACAACCAAGUCAGCCAAGCCCUUGAAGAUUUGCGACUAAAGGCUGCUGAAAUCAAUAAGCAAAGAUGUGACAUAAAGAAAGGAUCUCCUUUAGGAGAGAAAAAAAAUAAAGCCCAAGCAUCAUGCCCUAGCUUCCAAGACUUUAAUGAACAAUUAAAACAAAAAAAUCACGAAAGAAAAAACCAAUUCCGAACAGAAGCAAGGCAAAAUUCCUUAGAAAUCUGGCUUUAG
Molecule: messenger RNA, 585 nt
Organism: Blepharisma stoltei
Lineage: Eukaryota; Ciliophora; Heterotrichea; Heterotrichida; Blepharismidae
Source: the annotation of a GenBank genome assembly